Molecule: messenger RNA, 1949 nt
Organism: Anopheles stephensi (Asian malaria mosquito)
Lineage: Eukaryota; Metazoa; Arthropoda; Insecta; Diptera; Culicidae
Product: nuclear receptor-binding factor 2-like
Exons: 2
Coding region: 864-1637 (257 amino acids)
Biological process (GO): autophagy
Source: RefSeq, a predicted model, not a curated record
GAAGUCAUUUCUGCUGCGGUGUCGGUCUUGGCAGCGUUUACCAGCUUACGGGUGGCACCCGUCGAACGAUCCGGUCCGGCAACGGAAUCGCUGGCACUGGCGGUGUGAAAGGCUUGGCUAGGCAGUUUGUCGGCAGUGCUGCUCAGCUCCGGAAAGGAAGCUAUCUGUUCCUCGUCCUUUAGCAGUGCCUCCACACAGGCAUUUACUGCGAGGCAAAAGAGAAAGGAUAGUUACCACACACAUUCACACACACACGGACACACACGCGCAAUCCGUCCAACCCGGACGUUGUUGCAGCCGUGCUACUUACAAUCGUCAUAUCGCUCGAUCGUCGCAAUAAUUCGCUGCUGUUCGAUAUGGUCACCAAACAUUUCGGUCAGGUGCGCUAAAAUUUCGUCCCUACUCAUUCUGGAGCGAUGAUUUCGUGGGUGUCCUUCUAGGGGUAUGUAUCUCGGAUACGGCUGGUCCUGUAUGGUUUGCGCGCGGUUCUGCGUUCGUAUCACCUUGGGCGUCCCGUCUCUUUGCUACGCUGCUGUACGGUCAACCGAUUGCUCUUCAUACCAUUGCACCAAUGCACCGAUGCACGAUCAAACUUUCUCACACAAUAAAUUACAUAAAAAAAAAGGGAAACGCGCCGUUUUGCGUACCGUUCAGUUGUAGAAACGUCGUCAAAACAAACACGUAAAUAGAACAAUGUGGCGAAAUAAAAGUGACAGCUGGCAUCGAAGCGAGCCGUCUGGCAACACUGCCGGCCGUCGGGCGAAUCAGCUGUUUUGUUCGCUUCACAACAAAGCAACCUUCUGGUGGUAGUAGUGGUGGUGGUGAAAGUUUGUGUACAUUGUUUACGGUUGUGCUGCGCAUCGAUGGAAAAUUCACACCUAAAUAGGGCUCACAUGUACGGCCGGAGGGCGGAAAAUUGUGCAAAAAACCGACGAUUCGACGACGCCAUCGAAUGCCACCGGAAGGCCGUGUCGCACUUUAGCGAAGCGCUGAAGCUGCAAACGAAUGCCAUCGUGCAGGAAUCGCUACAGCUGCAGCGCAAGUACCACCUGAAGCAGGUGGACUGGUUGCUGGUGAAGAAGCAACAGUACGACCGGUACCUGCGGGCGCUCGAUUACCAGCGCCGCAAGAAUCCCGAGUUUCUGGCCCAACAGAUCGAAAAGAUGGACAAGUACAACGAGCUGCAGGUGGCGAUCUACCACAAUCUCGACGAUACGGAUGGUUUGCUGGAAGCGUUAGGCAGAAACAUUGCCACCACCACCACCAACAACAACAACAGCCCGGCGCUGGGUGUGGCUAAUGCCAGCGGCCCCGGAACGAAAACCGUACACGAUCUGAUCGCGCUCAAUCACUCGCUACACAUCCUAAUCCAGCGCAUGUCACAGAACGUGGACGAGUACGCGACGGAAAAUGAGGAGCUGCGGGAAAAGUUGCGCUACUACGAGCGGGAAAAGGAAGCGGGCAGUUCCGAUGGUGCCAAGGGACUCGAUGCGGAAUCGUCGCCAAACACGGGCAAAGGUGGUGGACAGAGCAGCGGCACGGAGAAGCAUACGCCAGGGCUGAUGCACGACAACCUUUCCACACUGGCACCGCUCGAAAUGCCCGUGUUUGAUUUGUCCGAUUUUGAUAAUCACUAGUAGCGAAGCGGUGGCUUCGAGCUUGCUCUCGUACCUUUGUACCUUCCUGGAUCGGCGUGAUGGGACAGUGUUGCAGGAUGUGAUAACACUACUUACGUAUUUACUUUAAAACUACAAACACACAGAUAGCUGGUGGGUGGGUGGGUGACCCGGAACAGGCGAAGGAGGUCACCGGGGAGUUGUAAAUAUUUUGUACAGAAUGCCCUGUUUCCCCGACGCUAUACUGCUUUGCUGUGUGCUUGUGGCGUGUUACUUGGCUAGGUCGAUGUGUAACUAUCGCUAAUAAAGAUUUAUUGCAGACGGAUAGAUUGU